UGCUUACUUCUGAUGCAUACAGUUAAAAGGUUAUCCCACUGACUUUACCAAUGAUUAAACUGUGAUUUGAACAAAGAGGACCCAGCGUACUUUAAUCUACACAGCACACGAUACACGCUAAGGUAUGCUAGGAAUUCAUUGGCUUAUAUAGGAGUGACCUGAUCAGUCAAGUCACACACACUGUAGGAACACGGAACAGGUACACUAUAAGGACAUAUGCACACAUACUAUGUACUCAGAAUACACGGAGGAUACACAAAAUUAAACAUGGAUAAAACACACAGGCAGGUGUGAAAAAAUAAUCACAUAACGUGACUAUUUACAGUUUUUUGGAACUUUAAUUGUGUAAUAUAGCAAGACGAUGGCUUGUCCAAAUAUAGGAGGGAUAGUAGCGGGUUGUAUUCUAGGAACCUUAGCAUUAUGUGCUAUCAUUGGAGGCUUAGUCGGUUUCUUACUAUGGAGGAAAUACAAAGCCAGGGGUAACUUAACAUUGAACAAUGAAAGUCAGGCCUACCAGAACAAAGCAUUUGAUAAAGAGGAUGAAGAUACCACAAAUGAUAAGUUAGAUGGAGACCCUGAACAAGGUCUUUCUACUCUUGCUCCUAGGGAUGCAGAAAAAACUAGGGCCCCCUUGACUGCUACAGCAAGCAAUGCCUCAGAACAGAAAACAUGGAAGUCUCUCCCAAAUAGAUCUGAAGGUCCACGAUUGUGCCACCAGGGCUCCAGGAGCUCUUUAGACAACAACUUCUUUGGAUUGGAUCCAGAGAUAGUCAGUGUCCAGCUUCAGAGCCAAGAUAUCAUAGGUUUGGGCUUCAAUGUCUGUGGAAGCAUGAGGGAUGGGAUAUUUGUAAGUCAAGUCCACAACAGAGGGCCUGCCAUUGAGAGUGGUGAAAUAAAACCAGGUGACAGGAUCCUGAGUCUGACCAUAUCGUUCGAGAACAUGGUGUAUGAGGAUGCAUUGACGAUACUCAGUUAUGCUUCCCCUUACCCUGUCACGAUCCAACUUCAGAAGACAGCGCCAGCCAGCCACAAACAAGCCACCAAACUAGACAGCUCAGACCUUCAUCAUCCUGUAUACAGGAGUCAAUCACUGGAUGAUCUUUCAAAGAUUGGAAAGGAGCCCAUACUAAAGCAAAGAAGGGCCUGGGCGAGUGAAAUCCGAUCACGGACGGAUAAGCGUUCCAUGUCUGAAAGGCUUCCUAAAAAACCAAGCACUCCACCACCUGCAGUCAUCAAUGAGAUUAUCAGUGAUGUGCCUACAAUUGCAAGUCUUCCAAACAUCAUUAUAUCAGACAAUGCUAAUAAUGAUGCAAAUGUUGCUAUGACUGCUCAACAGUUGGACUCUAACCCAGCCCUGGGAGAUGGUCAGAAUGAGAUUGUACCAAAUGUUACUACUGAAGCAAUGCCCCGAACUGAAGCUCCUACAGAUAUUCCCAGUAGCUACGUGACAGUUGACUCAACUGGACAACCCCUCCGAGCUUCAGUAGCUCUAACUGAUGUUGAAUUAAAUACGGAAAGUUCCACUGAUGCUCCGGAAUUUUCCACCCCAAAUGUCACACGUGGUGUGGAAAUUUCCACUGAAACUGAAACUCCUACUCCCCCACGAGAUAUCUCUAUGACAAUAAACCCAAAAGAAUAUGAGGACAUCUUCAAAGGACUUGAUGACAGGGAUAAAUUGGACAUGUUCAAACUUAGUUUUGAAGAUGGAGAAACUGGGUUUGGAUCACCAGAGGUGAAUGUAGAGGGGAGCAGCAUGGCUACCCCUUACCAAGACUCAGAUGAUGAUGAUGGUGCUGCUCCUCCACAACUUCCCUCUUCAAUUCCACCUGUGGCACAACUUUCAACUUCAACUCCAGCUGCUGGAUAUGUUGACAUAGCAAAUAUUGAUUCACCGCAAGUUACUACAGCAAUCCCACAAGUUUCAGUUGAAGCAUCGCAAGCUCCUAAAUUGAGCAUGGAAACACCAAAUGUUACCUUGGAAACACCAAAUGUUAAUACAGAAACAUCAAGCGUUACUAUGGAUACCCCUCAAAUGAACAUAGAAACACCAAAUUUGGAACUUGAAACACAAACAAUACAGACCCCAAAUGUUGACCUUGGUGCACCAGGUGCUGGAGCUGGUUAUGUUUCUGUAGAAAAUAUUGCAACACCUCAAGUGUCAGUGGAAACCCCAAAUAUUGAUAAACCCGACACAAAUAUGCCUUCACUUUCAAUGAACAAGCCCCAGUUGGAAAUAGACUCCCCAACAACAGACCCAGGAUAUGUCCAAGUAGCUAGUAUUUCCAGCCCUUUAUUAUCAGUUGGUUCACCAGACAUUGAUGUUCAAAAAGUAGAUUCUAACAUGAAAUUUUCAAUGGAUACACCAAAAUUGGACACAGGCACUUCAAAUGUUGACAUUGACCCACCAACAGUAGAUAUUGCAAAUCAAGGAGUUGACAUACAAACAGAUGUUGAAUCUCCUACUGUUGACAUUCCAGAAGCUGAAAAGAAAAUAGUUAUAGAUCCCAUCACUGUUGCAGCUCAGUCCCCUAAAGUUGAGUGUAGCAAUUUUGCUCUUGGAAAUAUCCCAGUUCCACAAAUGUCAAUGGAAACCCCUAAACUUGAGUAUGAAAGCCAUAAGGUUGAAGUUGAAACAAAAAUACCUGAAAUUGAAACUCCCAAAGUUGACUUUGAAACACCUAAUAUGACAGCUCCUGAAGUUAUGACACAGGAACUAGAUGUUAAUAUCCCUAAAGUAGAUGUUCAGGCUCCUAAAGUAGAUACUGAAGUGCCUCUUUUUAAAAUUCCUAUUCCAAGAACUGAUGCCGAGAUUGAAGCCGAGAACCUGAAAGAUGAGAGCUUUAAAGAUGUUGUUACAAACAUUGUGACCUCAAAUGUUAAAGUGGACGCUGAUCUUGAAGCACCGAUCAAUGAGGAGGUUAUCACACCAGUGAAACAUGCAAAAAAUAUUGUAUUGAAUGGCUCCAGCACAGUGCCCCUAAUUGAGAAAGAUACAACAGCAUUACAGAAUAAACUUGACCUUGAGCUCAGCAAGCCUAUGGUACAAGCACCCAAAAUGGAUAUAAAGGAGCCUGAAGUAGAAGUUAAUCUCGGUACACCUAUAGUUGAAGACACCAUAGAAGCUAUAUCAGUAAAGAAACCCCCACAGAUAGAUGCAGCGAGUAAGCUAAAGGAUAUUGUUGGGAAUGUUCUGAGUAUAGCAACUGAAAGAAAGUCCCCAGAGCUUGAAACAUCUGGAGACUGGUCAAUGAUGGCAAACAAAGAUGACACAAGUAUUCGAACCGAAACUCCUGAUUUGAGAAUUGAAACUCCAGAUCUUUCAAAAGUUUCAACUCCAUUAUUGAAAAUGAAUGAGGAUGCUGAUGUCACAGUUGAAGCCCCACCUAUUGGAGAAAAUAUUGUUAUUCAGCGUGGUGAAAUAGACACUGACAUUAAAGUAGGUACAGACCCUCAAGUACCAAGUGGCUAUGUGGGUCUAGAUGCACCAUCCUUACACAUGGACUCCCCUAGUUUAGCAGAUGAGUUGAAAGCGGUUGAAUCUACCUCAAUGAAAAUGGAAGAUGAUGCCAACCUGACCAUAGAAUCUCUAGAAGCUGACACCCCAGCAAACCCUCCAAAUCUAGUUGUAGACACUGACAAUGAUAAAUUUCAUUUCUUGAAAAAUGAUUCUGCUGUCCAAAGUAUCUUAGAAGGCUAUUUCAAAGAAAAACCAAGUGAAGAGUCCAAAAAACCUGAAGCAUCAACCAAACAGUUUGAUAUUAAUGAAUCCCCUUUGGUGCAACGCAAGUCAGGGGGAGGGAUGGCAUUUGACAUUGAUAUGGACAAGUUUGAGUCCAUGCCUGAUGAGCCAGCCCCUGAGCCACCUAAAGGUUCUCCUAAAGGGGGUACCUCAUUCUUUGUGGACAUAGAUAAUAAGCAGGGUGGGGAUAUCCUUCAUGCAGUCCCGGCUCAAGCUGUCUAUAACACUGAUACUUCACAAAGUCAGAAAUCACAUUCUGGGGGAACCGCAUUUGUUGUUGAUGUGAAUGAUCUUAUCUCCCAAAAGCAGAACCAAAAAGGAGAUUCAACAAGCCAGGAGAAUACUGUGUCACCCACACAGCCUCAGUUAAUAAGACGCGGCUCAUAUACCAUUGAGAGUGAUAUCCCAGUCAUAGAUGAAACCGAACCAUCUCCACUUAUACGCAAAGGCUCCUACACAUUGGAUGAACCUACAUUAAUACGCAAGGGCUCAUACACAAUCAAGAAACAUGACGACCUUGAUACUACCUCAACUAGCAGAAUCAAAUCUGAUAUAAACAGUAAUGAUGCCCCAGUAGCUCCGCCUAGGAAGAAGCCAUCACGCACCAACAGCUCUGAUGUUCGGGUCGACAUCAUCAAUGCUGAGAAUGGCGCUAGUUCUCCACCAAUCAGAUUCAAUGAUGGUGUAGAAAUAAAAUUUAAUGAUGGAUCUUCAGCAAAAACAUCAUCUGAUUAUGUGACUGUUGUAUCUACAGAACCAACGUUAUCAUAGAAACAGUUAUCAUGACAUCUCUAUGGUUGUUAAUGCAAUACAUUCAGUUGUCAUAGUAAGUGUGUUGUUUUAGCAAUAGAAACAGUUGUCAUAGCAACAUACCAGUUGUUUUAGCAAUAUGCAUGUACAUUACAUGAGAUUUCCGAAAUAGGAAUAUCAAUGUGUUCAAUAAUUCAACUAUUUAUAUGUAGAUACAACUAAUAUAUUGUACAGGUGUAAUUCUUUAUAUACUUAAUGAAAACUAUUGAAUGCAAUGUAGAUUCAAAUGCAAAAAUUUACAUCUACAAAAAUAUAACAUUCCUAUACUUCUAAUAUAGUUCAACUGGAGUAAUGUGCCUUCUAUAAUAUUAUUUAAUGUUAUGAGAGACUAGUUCAAAUAUAAAUUUAAUGCAAAACUAAUAUAAAACAGUUUCAGUAGAAACUUUGAUAUUGAGAGAUUUAUAAUCUAAAAUAUCAAACAGGGGUGGGCAGUGCAUUGAGUCCUCUGUACAUUAAUUUUCAAAAACAUUUAUCUCCUGACCUGCCCCUUAAAAUAUUAAGCUACAGCAAAGGA
Messenger RNA from Owenia fusiformis, 5063 nucleotides. The record is from the annotation of a GenBank genome assembly. NCBI's taxonomy places the organism in Eukaryota, Metazoa, Annelida, Polychaeta, Sabellida, Oweniidae.